Molecule: messenger RNA, 997 nt
Organism: Asparagus officinalis (garden asparagus)
Lineage: Eukaryota; Viridiplantae; Streptophyta; Magnoliopsida; Asparagales; Asparagaceae
Product: eukaryotic translation initiation factor 4B3-like
Exons: 3
Coding region: 1-960 (319 amino acids)
Molecular function (GO): translation initiation factor activity; mRNA binding
Source: RefSeq, a predicted model, not a curated record
AUGGGGUGUGGGUACUCCUCGUCGGAUUCCGCCGACUUCCCCUCCCUCUCCGCCGCCGCCGUCACCAAGAUCCCGAAGAAGAAGAAGAAGCAAACCCUAACCCUAGCCGAGUACACCAGUGGCACUGCCGUCAAUCCGGGCGCCGGCAAGUUCCAGCCUCCGUCCAGAGCCCUAACCCUAACCCCCGAUGAGCUCCUCGCGCUGCCGACUGGGCCCAGAGAGAGAUCCGAGGAGGAAUUGCAGCGAUCUCGAGGGUUCGGGUACCGUGGGGGGCCGUCUAGGGUUUCGGGGGAUGAGAACCCUAGGCGAGGACCUCCGAGGGAGCCUAGGGAUUUGGGGCCGUCCCGGGCUGAUGAGGUAGAUGAUUGGGGAUCGACGAAGAAAGCUCCGGUGGGGUUUGAGAGGAGGGAGAGGGAUCGAGGGUUCUUCGAUUCGCAGUCGAGGGCUGAUGAAUCGGACAGCUGGACAUCAAAGAAGGGGACUUUGCCUCCGGCGAACGAAGCAAGGGGAGAAAGGAGGGGUUUUGAUUUCCGUAAGGAGAGAAGUAAUGGGAACGGAGUUGAUUCUGAUAGCUGGGGAAAGAAGAGGGAGGAGAAUGGAGGAAGUUCGAGGCCGAGGCUCGUGCUUCAGCCAAGGACACUGCCGGUCGUUAAUGGGGUUAAUGGGGAGGAGGAGAAGGAGGUGGAGGUGAAGAGUAAAGGGUCGAAUCCUUUUGGAGCGGCGAGGCCGAGGGAGGAGGUUUUAAAGGAGAAGGGGAAGGAUUGGAAGGAGAUUGAUGAGAAGCUUGAGGCUGUGAAGAUUAGGGAACCGAAGGGUAAUGCUUGGAGAAAGGAGGUUGGGGUGGGUAAUGGGUUGAAGGAGGAGAGGACCGAGAGGACUUGGAGGAAGCCGGAAGCGUGUGAUGCUACUUCACCAGCACCAAGUGUAGAUGCAGUGGAGGAGCAAUUGCAAGAGAACUGAGAGUUUUAUGACAUCAAAAAAAAAAAAAAAAAAAAAA